Andrographis paniculata is the source of this 3416-nucleotide messenger RNA. RefSeq names its product LRR receptor-like serine/threonine-protein kinase HSL2. Gene Ontology annotation, molecular function: receptor serine/threonine kinase binding; ATP binding; protein kinase activity. The transcript is spliced from 2 exons. Bases 53 to 3001 code for a protein of 982 amino acids. Gene Ontology annotation, biological process: protein phosphorylation. The record is from RefSeq and is a predicted model, not a curated record. Lineage: Eukaryota; Viridiplantae; Streptophyta; Magnoliopsida; Lamiales; Acanthaceae.
UGUAAUAAAACUACUCGUCUUCUCUUCCUCACUCAAAAUCAAUCUCCCAAAUAUGAUUUGUCAGAAGCUCCAAUUCCGGCUUCUGAUAAUCGCGAUUUUAAUUUUGUGUUUCACGCUUUUAACGGAUGCCUCCGCCAGAGACGCUGCGAUUCUUGUCCGGGUCAAAACCGGGCACCUCCGCGACCCGGCCGGAGUCCUCGACGGUUGGGUCGUCUCGGACCGGAACGCGCCCUGCAACUGGACCGGAAUCCAAUGCGACGCCGACCGGCACGACGUCGUUUCGAUUAACCUCUCCGGAUUUAACGUCUCCGGCGACUUCCCGGCGGACUUCUGCCGGAUUUCGUCGCUGCGAAGCCUCGACGUCUCGUCCAACAACCUCGGCGGUGAAAUCUCCUCCGAUUCGAUGUCUCCCUGCUCUCAUCUGCUCUACCUCAACCUUUCCAUCAACAAUUUCGUCGGAAACUUGCCUGAUUUUCCGGUGCCGUUUGUUAACUUGACUGUUUUGGAUUUUUCGUUCAAUAACUUUUCCGGCGACAUUCCGGCCAGUUUUGCAGGCUUCCAAAAGCUUGAGUUUUUAUCUCUGGGUUCAAAUCUGCUUAACGGAUCUAUCCCUGAGUUUCUCUCCAAUUUGACGGAGUUAACUCAGUUGGUACUCGCCGUUAAUCCGUUCCAGCUCAGUCCGCUGCCGGCGACGAUCGGACGGCUGAGGAAGCUCGAGUAUUUGGUGUGUUCAUACGCGAAUCUCGCCGGAGAAAUCCCCGACUCCAUCGGAGAUCUUGCUUCGCUUAAAAGCCUCGACGUCGCCGGCAACAGUCUCACCGGAAAACUCCCUGGAAGCAUCGGGAAGCUGAAAAACGUGGAGCAAAUUGAACUGUAUGGGAACCAAAUCUCCGGCGAAUUGCCCGACGCAUUUUCCGGUCUCACCUCGCUACUCCGAUUCGAUGCUUCGCAGAACAAUCUCGCCGGAAAAAUUCCUCGUAGUCUGACUGCUCUGCCUCUCCAAUCUCUGCAUCUCAACGACAAUUCAUUGGAAGGCGAUAUUCCCGAGAUUAUAGCCCUAAAUCCCAAUCUUACAGAGCUGAGGCUGUUCAACAACAAUCUCACAGGUACUCUGCCCCAAUUUUUGGGUAUGAACUCCGAUUUGGUUGAAAUCGACGUUUCCGGCAACGAUCUGGAAGGCGAAUUGCCUCAGAAUUUGUGCUACCGGAAAAAGCUCGAGUUUCUGAUUCUGUUUCGGAAUAGAUUUUCCGGCGGACUGCCGGAGUCGUACGGCGAAUGCAGCAGCAUAACGUAUAUACGUAUUCAGCAAAACGAACUCACCGGAAACGUGCCGGAAGGUCUAUGGGGACUCGCCGGAAUUCAGCACAUGGAGUUCACCGACAACCGUCUGGAAGGUUCGAUUCCGCCGCGAAUAUCAACGGCGGAAGGCUUAGAACAGCUCCUCAUCUCCGGCAACAAAUUUUCCGGCAACUUACCGGCGGAAAUCUGCCGUCUGCAAGAACUCAAGAAGCUUGAUCUCAGCCAUAACCAGAUUUCCGGCAAUCUGCCGGCGUGCAUCACUCAGCUCACCAAAUUGCAGGAAGUUCAUCUCCAGGGGAACAAAUUCAAUGGAGAAAUCCCCAAAACCGUUUCCCCAUGGACAGAACUAACGCAGCUGGAUUUAUCCAGCAAUCAGUUCUCCGGCGCCAUUCCGGCCGAGCUCGGCGAUUUGCAGGUCCUAACAUUCCUGGAUCUCUCCAACAACCUCCUCUCCGGCGAAAUUCCAUCGAAGCUAACCAAAUUGAAGUUCAACGAAUUCAACGUAUCCAACAACAACCUCCAUGGAAGAAUCCCAGCCGGCUUCGACACCAAGUUCUUCCUCUCAAGCCUCACCGGCAACCCCGGCCUGUGCAGCUCCGAUCUCCGGCCAAUUCCUCCAUGCUCCCGUUCGAAGCCCGUAAACAUCGUCCUCAUCGUCGUUCUAUCAACCUUAGCAUCGAUCCUCGUUGUGCUACUCCUCUGGCUCCUCGUAAAAACAAAGAAGCUCAUCCGCUUCAAAUCCCAUCCGCCAUGGAAGAUCACAGCCUUCCAGAAGGUCAGCUUCGACGAAGAGGAAGUCCUCUCCGCCUUAACCGAUCGGAACCUGAUUGGUUCCGGCGGGUCGGGGCGUGUCUACCGUGUCAGGCUAAAGAACGGUCAGACGGUAGCUGUGAAAAGGCUGUGGGAGCCGAAGGGGUUAUCGGAAUCGGAGACUGUGUUCUUGUCGGAGGUUGACACGUUGGGUCGAAUCCGUCACAGCAAUAUCGUGAAACUGUUGUUCAGCUGCAUCGGCGACGAUGUUAAGGUUUUGGUGUACGAUUACAUGGAGAACGGAAGUUUGGGCGACGUAUUGUACGGCGAGAAAGGCGGGGAGGUCUUGGACUGGUCGAGCCGGUUCAAGAUUGCCGUCGGGGCUGCGCAAGGGCUCGCGUAUCUGCACCACGAUUGCGUGCCUCCGAUCGUUCACCGAGACGUGAAAUCGAACAACAUUUUGCUCGACGACGAGUUCCGGGCGAAGGUCGCAGAUUUCGGCCUCGCCAAGAUGCUCAAUCGCAGCUCGACGGAGAGCGAUCCCGUCAUGUCCCGUGUAGCCGGGUCGUACGGCUACAUUGCUCCGGAGUAUGGAUACACAAUGAAAGUUACAGAGAAGAGCGACGUAUACAGCUACGGGGUGGUGUUGUUGGAACUAAUCACGGGUAAAAUCCCGAACGAUCCAUCGUUUGGGGAGAAUAAAGAUAUUGUUAAGUGGGUGACGGAGAUCGCAUUAUCAUGGCCCGAACACGGCGGCGCCGGGAGCGUGGACAAUGCCCGGUUGGAACAAGUGUUGGACCCUCGACUUGAUAGGUGUACCGUAGAGUACGGUGAGGUAGAGAAGCUUCUGAAUGUGGCCUUGUCGUGUACAACGGAUUUGCCGACAAGUCGGCCUUCGAUGAGGAGGGUUGUCGAGCUUCUUAAAGAUCUUUCCUCUCCACGGCCCAAAUAAGAAUUGGAGUGAAGAUUAAAGACCAUAUGAGUUUUUGCGUAGUCUGUAUUGAAAAUUAGAGUAUAGACAAUACAUGUUUGUUAUAAAAAGUUUGGUUUAAUUAGGAUGUUAAGGUUGAGAAUUUAUCAGUACUAUGCUGUUAUUGGAAUCGGUAUAUAAAAAUACUAUAGAUAAUAUAUAUAAAUAUGAUAGACAAUAUAUCUUGUAUAAAGUAUUUGUAUGUACUUUUAGUUUUAUUUUCAAAAAUUCUGUAAUUUUGUGAGUGAUUAGGCUAAAGCUUCGAUUUUCGGAAGAUUUUGUGAUUUCUUGAGCUAUUUUUGGUUGUGCCGGAGCCAAGGUAGUAUCCCAUUGUCUCUUUUGUAAUUUGAGGGUGCCGCGGUGGCUGAGUUUCGAACAUUUUUACGAUUCUGCAUUA